Messenger RNA from Hippocampus zosterae (dwarf seahorse), 5195 nucleotides. Its product is annotated as forkhead box protein O3-like. The transcript is spliced from 3 exons. Gene Ontology annotation, cellular component: nucleus; mitochondrial matrix. Gene Ontology annotation, biological process: regulation of transcription by RNA polymerase II. The coding region runs from base 414 to 2378 and encodes 654 amino acids. Lineage: Eukaryota; Metazoa; Chordata; Actinopteri; Syngnathiformes; Syngnathidae. The record is from RefSeq and is a predicted model, not a curated record. Gene Ontology annotation, molecular function: RNA polymerase II cis-regulatory region sequence-specific DNA binding; DNA-binding transcription factor activity, RNA polymerase II-specific.
UGGCUUGUCUGCGUAAUAUGCGCGUGUGCAUGUGUUGUAGAGAGCACAUCGAGAUACAGUAGUGUAGUAAACCGGAGUGAGGUGGCAGUCUUGGGAGGAAAGAGAAGGCGAUGGCGUGCGCGCGACUUUCUGAGAUGUUUUAAAGUCUUGCCUUCUGGGGAAACUCGCGGUAAUUCAUUUCGUCUCGGGUUUGGGACUUGAGUGCUUUUGGGCGUCCGACUGACGAUACGUCGUUCAUUUGUGUCUCUCCCCGGGCAUUUUUUUUUGGAUAUUUUUUUUCCAAGACAGUUUGAAGCGCGCGCGCGAGCCUUCAGUGGAAUAGCAACAAAGAACGGGAGCGCGCAUUGAUGGGACGCGACUUUGACAGCUUUCCGAGUCGUCUCUCGUAAAGUCGCAAAGUAAAGGCGGACACGAUGGCCGAGGCCGCGCUUUCCGACGCCGUGGCCAUCGACCCGGACUUCGAGCCCCAGCAGCGGCCGCGCUCCUGCACCUGGCCCCUGCCCCGGCCGGACUCGAGCUCCGCCAAGCCGGACGCCCACGACAUCAUCCCGGAGGAGGAGGACGACGACGAGGAGGGCGCCCACCACCAGAACGCGGCCAUCGUCGGCGGCGUCUCCGGCGCGGGGACUGACGACCAGAGCAGCGGCAGCCCGCUGGCCGACGGCGCACUCUCCUCGCCCGGCCAGGAGAGCGGCGGCUCGCCGCUCUCGGCGCACUCUCCCCCGGCCGCCUCGGGAGCGCUGGCCGCGGGCGGCCUGACCGUGCAGCAGACCCCCAGGAAGGCUUCGUCUCGCCGCAACGCCUGGGGGAACCUGUCCUACGCCGACCUCAUCACCAAAGCCAUCGAGAGCGCUCCGGACAAGAGGCUGACCCUGUCCCAGAUCUACGACUGGAUGGUCAGGUCCAUCCCCUACUUUAAGGACAAAGGAGACAGCAACAGCUCGGCUGGAUGGAAGAACUCCAUCCGGCACAACCUUUCACUGCACAGCCGCUUCAUCCGCGUCCAGAAUGAGGGCACGGGCAAGAGUUCCUGGUGGAUGAUCAACCCAGAUGGCGGCAAGGGCGGCAAAGCCCCUCGCCGCCGCGCCGUCUCCAUGGACAACAGCAACAAGUACACCAAGUCGGCCCGCGGACGCGCCGCCAAGAAAAAGGCCGCUCUGCAAGCCGCGGCCGCGGCCGGCGACGCCAACGGCGACAGUCCCUCGGGACUGUCCAAGUGGCCGGGGAGCCCGACGUCACGCAGCAGCGAGGAGCUGGACGCCUGGACGGACUUCCGCUCCCGCACUAAUUCCAACGCCAGCACCCUGAGCGGCCGUCUUUCGCCCAUCCUGGCCAACCCGGAGCUGGACGAGGUCCCCGAUGACGAAAGCCCCCUCUCGCCCAUGCUGUACUCCAGUCCCGGCAGGGCUCUGUCUCCCGGCAACGCGGCCGUCAACGGGAAGCCCGCCCCCGCCGAGCUGCCCCGUUUGGCGGAUCUGGCCGGGACGAUGAACCUGAACGACGGGCUCGCGGACGAGCUGAUGGACGACCUGGAUAACGUCAACUUGGUGACGACCGCUUCGGGACAAGCGCCCUCCAACGGGACCUCGGGGUUCGCUUUUGUCCCGAAAUCCAACGGGUUGGGCUCACCCGCCCCCAACGCUUCGCCCUCAUCCAACUCUUCUCCCAACAGCGGAGGAAAUUACAGCAACUCCAUCUUUGGCUCCCACCCGCCCCCGGGCUCCUCCCUGCGUCCGUCCCCCAUGCAAACCAUCCAAGAGAACAAGCAGACGUCCUUCUCCAGCUUCGGCAGCGUGACUCUGCAGGACCUGCUGAACUCCGACAACCACAGCGACGUCAUGAUGACCCAGUCGGACCCGCUCAUGUCGCAAGCCAGCGCCGUCGCCAUCGUGUCCCAGAACUCCCGCCGCGGCUUCAUGCUCCGCAACGAUCCCGUCAUGACAUUCGGAACGGCCGGAGGGCUUCCGGGCAACCGGGGGGAGGUACCCCAAAGCAACAACCACAAUCAGAGCUCCGCCAGGUCGAUCAACAGGGGCCUGAAUUUAGCCAACGAGGUGAACGCUUUGACCAACGCCAAGCAGCAGCUGCUACUUUCACCUCUGGGAGGAAACGGGUCCUCCUCCAUGCAGAUUGAUACCACCAUCUUCCUGAACGGGCCGGUGAGCAACGGCGGGGGAGUCUGCCAGGAUCGCUUCCCCACAGAUCUGGACCUGGACAUGUUUAACGGCAGCCUGGAGUGCGACAUGGACUCCAUCAUCCGCAACGAGCUGAUGGACGCCGACGGACUGGACUUUAACUUUGACUCUCUGGUCAACAUGAACGGCGUCAGCAACUUCGCGAGCGCCAAGCAGGCCUCUCAGAGCUGGGUACCCGGCUGAAGAGGACGCACGAGGUCUGAACUGCGCAUCACAAGAGCAAGUCUGAGACACGCCGUCUUUUUUUGCCAACACCAGCCAUCAGCACAACAUUGAACACCAACCUUGUGUUUACACGACGAACACUCGUCUCGGAGUCGGGGGGGGGGGGGGCACGGACUUAUAAGCGAUCCAACCCCCCUGGAAAGAGCCUCCUCCGAAACAAUAACAACAAAAGUAAAUAAAUCAGAAAAACUCUUGAAUUAUGCAAGUUUUCUCGUGUAUAAGGCUCUCAAAGACACACUGCUCAUCAGGUGGGACGACAAGGACAAUUUACAAAUGAAUGCACAGUGUGCCAUUCAAAUCUCACGGACAAGCCGUAUAAAACUGAUCCAGUGCAUUUUUUUCCCCAGGGGAUGUUGUAUUUAUCUACCCUUCUGUGAUUUUUUUUUUUUUUUUUUUGUUAAUGUUCAGUGUUUGUUGUUGGGAUUUUCCAUUACGUGAAACGGAGCGCCUCGUGUGUGUGUGUGUGUGUGCGCAUCACCACUAUCGCCACGCACUUCCUACAAAUGGCUUGAACAGAAUAAUUUCCAUUAUGUUUUUUUUUUAAAGCAGCGACAAAAAAAUAAAAAUUUAAAAAAUACAAAUAUUAAGAAGAAAAUUUCACUUGUGGGUAUUUGUACAGUACGAACUUUUAAAAUUUGUUAUCACAGCAUAUUAUGUAGCGGAAAAAAAAAUAACGAAACAAAAAAAAAAGUGAAUCUAUGUGUACUAUCGAUGUGAACAUUUCCACAGCAUUACAGGUGCUAUGUAAAACAGUGUUGAAUCUUGUCCUCGGAGCACCUCGUGCGUUUUACUUGGUUUAGUUUAGAGGAUUUUGUGCCGUUUUUGACCCUCGACCUGCAAAAAAAAAAUGAUGGGAGAGGGGAUUGGAGGGGGAGUUUGGUGGGAGUAGGUGCUCAUUCCUCCAGAAGCCAUUUUCUCCUCCGGCAAAACAAUAAGCUGUGUCUUCUGUACGUUGCCAAAUUACUUGAAUCAAGCAGCAGGAUAUGCUGGCAGCCAAAAUCACAGCACUCAUAUGCACAUCAUGUCUCACACACACACACAGAUAAAAUUAAAGACACACAGUGUGUAGCGCUGUUGUCAUUAGCUUGGUGGGAUUUUUUUUUUUUAAUGCGCAUGGAUAGAAACACUCAGGGGGCGGGAAGCAGGUAGGGUGGGAGCAUAUUCGUAAAGGUAUUUUCAUUCAAAUGAAUAUUUCCGUGAUGCUUUGUAACACGUUUGUAACCUGUGAAACAUUUUGGGCCGUCGAAGUAGAUUUUGGGUCACGAUGAAAUGAUACGCGAAUCGCGACGUGAUCAACACUGAAGUGUGACUCUUGCGAGAGGAUUUUUUUUUUUUUUUUAAAUGGCAGUUUGAAGGGAAUGAAGUCAUGAGAAGUGCUCGUUAUGCUUAGGAUGAGUUUUUUUUUGUAAUCGCACCAACUUGCUCAGAAGAACCGUGGCGUUCAUGUUUGCAUGGGAAUUUUGCGGUGCACGCGUCAAUAGAAUGACGUUUUAAUCUUGUACACGUCGGACAUUUUUCUCAAGAAAUUUAUUCUGGGGUUUUUGUCUUUCUUUUUUUUUUUUCCCUUGAAAGAUUGCAACUUUUUCUCAAAAUAAUCCACAUUUAUUAUUGUAAAAUGUUCAGCAUGGCCCUAAAACUCAAACAUCAUGAUAUCAAUUUAUUACAGAACAUCCAUUGCGUUUUCGAUAUAAUUUUUGGGGGGCAAGUGCACACAUCGACAUGUCCAAAGGUAAACUACGCCCCCCCCCCCCCACCCCCACCCCACCAUACACGUUUGAUGUAUUUCUGCAUUUGGAGCUCCGUGUUGUGUGUGUGAAAAGCAUUUACUCACCCGUACGCCCCCCACCCCCCCGUCGUCGUCUAUUCCGUCGUCGUUCUUGACCCCUUGAUACCUCGCCAAGGUCGAGUUGAAGAAACGUUCCGACGUGUCCAGGUCGAAGCAAACGUAUUCCUUGAAGCUGAUUAUGUAACCGUUGUCGUAGCAUUCUGAUCCGGAGGCCCUGAGGUGAGGGGAAAGUGACAUGAAGGUGUAUAAUAAUGUACAGACGUGUAUAUAUACAUUUAUAUAUAUAUAUAUAAAAUACAUAUAUGUAUCACCAAGGCAGAGGAGUGUGACGGCGCAGUUUUUAAGGAUGAGCAAGUUGUAACCACUCGACUCGAUUGCAAUGGUGCCGUCCCCCCUUGACAGCGAUUCGAAUACAAAGACGACAGUCGUAAGUGUUCGGACAGCAGUGUUUUGUAUUUGCGAAAUCAGAAUCACUUGAACCAUCCUCUGACUUUUAUGCGCUGGUUAAUUGUGUAUUCGAAGACACAAAAAAAAAACUCUUGUCCUGUGUUGGGUCUCUGUUUUUUUUUAAUGUUGUUGUUUGAAACAAAUGAAACUGCUCAGCGUUUGAAUUUGAAUACACUGACUGUACAAAAUGUAAGGAAGAGAUUUGCUUGGGUUGCUGCAGCAAUGACGUUUUUUGUUUUUUUUCCUGCUUCGGUCAUUCUCCUUCCACAUGCUAUUGCAGUGAACAUUUAAAGAAAAAACAAACAGAAGGAAAAAAAAAAAGAAAUUCAAGCGAUACGACCACUAAAAAUCGUAAUCACCUCGUUUGUACUUUUGUAAAAAGGCUCCCUUCCAUACGCCCUCUGUCCAACUUUGUCCCGUAUUAUUAAUCUUCUGGAUGGUGAUGUUAGUGGGUAUUCUUCCUGUGUUCUCUUUUUUUCUGGAACUGUAAUCUAGUUUGUAUAAGAAAUGGUGCACAUGUAAUAAAGCUUGGUGAGGCUCCA